Molecule: messenger RNA, 3244 nt
Organism: Pseudovirgaria hyperparasitica
Lineage: Eukaryota; Fungi; Ascomycota; Dothideomycetes; Acrospermales; Acrospermaceae
Product: actin-like ATPase domain-containing protein
Exons: 2
Coding region: 194-3148 (984 amino acids)
Biological process (GO): negative regulation of hypoxia-induced intrinsic apoptotic signaling pathway; endoplasmic reticulum unfolded protein response; cellular response to hypoxia
Cellular component (GO): endoplasmic reticulum chaperone complex
Molecular function (GO): ATP binding; ATP-dependent protein folding chaperone
Source: RefSeq, a predicted model, not a curated record
AACUACAACUUUGGCGCUCCCCUCUGCCCACCUACAUCAGAUGGCCCAUAGCUUGCACCCAGUCCCAUAAGAAGCAUCAUCUCCCCCACUCCUACCCUCAAUUCUUCGCUGGGACAAUUCUCUCAUCUGUGAAGCUCAUCCAAGCUUUCUCUACACCUCCGAGAUCUCCGCAACCUCCGCGUAAACACACGUAAUGGCCCCUCCAGGGCGGCGGCGCGGCCUACCAUCGACAUGUACCCUUUUAGUAGGGCUUCUGUUCUUCUUCGCCAGCACCGCCUCAGCUGCUUCUGCUGUCCUAGGUAUUGAUUUCGGUACUGAAUACAUCAAGGCAGCUAUAGUCAAACCCGGAAUACCCCUCGAGAUUGUCCUCACGAAGGACUCGAAAAGGAAAGAAGCCUCCGCAAUCGCGUUCAAGCCCUCCAAGUCUACUGGCCAAGGCGUCGUGUAUCCGGAACGAGCGUAUGGUGGUGAUGCUCUUGCAUUGGCCGCGCGCUUUUCUGGCGAUGUCUACCCCAAUCUGAAGCCUCUCCUAGGCAAGCCGCUACAAGACCAAUCGGUUGUAGAUGACUACCAAAAGCUUCAUCCAGCGCUUCAGCUAGUGGAAAGAGACGGUCGUCAGACCAUAGCAUUCAAAAGUAAGAGCUUUGGUGAUGAUGGACAGGCCUUCUCUGUGGAGGAACUUUUGGCCAUGGAGCUUCAGAAUAUCAGAGAUAAUGCGAAGACUAUGGCCGGAAAAGGCACAGACGUUUCCGAAGUUGUUUUCACUAUUCCCCCUUUCUUCACGGCCGAUGAGAAGCGUGCCUUGGAGACUGCUGCCAACCUGGCAGGCUUCAAAGUUAUUGGGCUCAUAACGGAUGGUCUGGCCGUCGGCAUGAAUUAUGCGACAACGCGAACAUUCCCAGACAUCACGAAAGACGACAACAAGCCUGAAUAUCAUCUGGUCUUCGACAUGGGGGCUGGCUCGACUAGUGCGACAGUUCUUCGCUUCCAAGGCAAGACUGUCAAGGAUAUCGGAAGGUUCAACAAAACCGUUCAAGAGGUGGCAGUACUAGGAUCGGGCUGGGACCGGACACUUGGUGGUGAUGCCCUCAACGCUGUCAUUCUCGAUGAUAUGGUCACCAAGUUCAAAGAAAGCCCAGGAGGCAAGGCUCUUAGUGCAACCACAGAAGACAUCAAGAAGCAUGGUAGAACAAUGGCGAAGUUGUGGGCUCAAUCUGAGAAGUCACGCCAGAUUCUGAGCGCCAACUCUGACACGAGUGCCUCCUUCGAAAGCCUCUAUGAGGACGUCGACUUCCGCUACAAAUUGUCUAGAACGCAAUAUGAGGCAAUGACGACUGAAUUCGCUGCGAGAGUUGAUGGUCCAAUCACUCAAGCUUUAGCGCAAGCAGAACUAAAGUGGUCUGACUUGGACUCCGUCAUUCUGCAUGGAGGAGCGGUGCGGACACCUUUUGUUCAAAAGCGUCUUGAAAGCAUUGCCGAUGAUAAGUCUAAAUUGAGAAGCAAUGUCAACGCUGAUGAAGCUGCCGUUUUUGGCGCUGCGUUCAAAGCGGCUGGCCUGAGCCCCAGCUUCAGAGUUAAGGAAAUUCGCGACUCUGAUACGAAUGGCUACGCCUCCGGUGUACAGUACAUUUGGAACCUCAAGGAUCGAGUUCAGAAACUGUUCACUCCCACCUCCCCGACUGGAAUUGUAAAGGAAAUUCCGUUCAAAACGACGGACGAAUUCGAAUUUACUCUUUGGCAAGAGAUUCCGACCGCCACUGAUCAGACGGUUCGGUCUCCGGUUGUUCAGGGCCGUACGGAGAACAUGACAGCAACGGUGUCUAAGCUAGUUGAGGAUGGCUGCGACCGCGAGGAGAUCGAGACCAAGUGGUUGGUUCGUAUCAAUCCCGUGGACAAUCUUCCGGAGAUUCUAAAGGGCUCGGUAAGCUGUGAAGUUGAGGACACUGAUAAGGGUGGAGUUCUCGGUGGCGUGAAGGACUUCUUAGGCUUCGGUUCGAAGAAGGGUGACCAGGAACCGCUCAAAGAAGGCGAGGAAGCACCGGCCGAAAACGUGUCUGCAUCGUCUUCAGCUGAAGAGCCAGCCCCUUCUGCUGACACUAAAGUCGACAGCAAAGUGAAAGAGCCAAAGAAGAAACGUGUUUCCUCCGGCAUCGCGGUGACGACCACGGCGCAAGGCUAUGAAAAGUUCACAAAACCCGAAUUUUCUGCUAUGAAAGACAGGCUCUCCGCAUUUGACAAAUCUGACAAAGGUCGUCGGGAUCGAGCGGAAUUGCAAAAUUCACUCGAAGCAUAUACCUACCGCACUCGCGACCUACUUGAGGACGAAAGCUUCAUCGCUGCGUCUACCGCAGAAGUUCGGGACAAGCUAUCGAGCUCACUCUCUGAUAUCAGUGACUGGCUAUACGGCGAGGGCUCUGAUGCUACCAAAGAGAUCUUGAAGGAGAAAAUGAAGAGUCUGACCGAUGUUGUUGAUCCGAUAAUCAAACGACGAGACGAAUCUGUUAAGCGGCCUGAAAUUAUCAAGACUAUGGAGGAGUCACUUCGGCAAACUAAGUCCAUGAUUGACGCGAUAAGAAACAGUAUCGCGGAGGCCGCAGCAUCAGCAGCCUCGGCUGCGGAAGAAGCAGUGGUUGGCACGCCUAGCGCUGAUCCUCUGGCUGAGCUCGAUGAGGACGAGACACCCAAGACCAAGCCCUCGAAGAUGGACAUGGGUCUGGCAUACACCGAGGAUGAUCUGGGUGUCAUCGAGAAAGCGUACGAAUCUGUUGAGAGUUGGCUUGCUGAGAAAAUGGCAGCACAGGACAAGCUGGCUUCCCAUGAAGACGCCGCUUUCUCAGUCAGAGAUGUCGAGGGCAAGGCCAAAGAGUUGACUGAGGCUACUAUGAGCAUCUUGCAGAAGAAGAUCCGGGAUCAACAGCAGCAGGAGAAAGCCAAGAAGUCGAAAUCGAAGUCGAAAUCUAAAUCGAAAACCAAGAAACCGACAUCGACAUCGACGUCUUCCGAUGCUGAACAAGCAACUCCACCAGUCAUUGAACUCAAUGUUGAUCAGAAUGGUGAGCCUCCAUCGGCAGAGAAGAUCCAGAAGAUAGUGGAUGAAGCCGUGAAAGGCCAAGAGGCAGAGAAACAGCAUGUUGUGGACGAACUAUGAUGAUCUCCAUGUAGAUAGACUAGACGACGUUGUAUACUUAGAUGAUAUUCGCAAACAUUACUUGAAUGAUAGCAGGAUAGUUGGAGCGCCGCGUAG